AGGGAAGGAGGCAGAGACCCGAGGGGGCGCCCCCCGGAGUCCGACGCGGAGCCUGGCUAGAUCCAGGGAGCCGCUUCCUCGUUGUGGGUCCUUCUAGAACUCAGUUUCUCCACCUGGACAUGGAGUCGCCCAGGCAGCACGUUUCAGAGAAGACCGGGAAGAUCCUGACGGAGUUCCUGCGCUUCUACGAGGACCAGUAUGGCGUGGCCCUCUUCAGCAGCAUGCGCCACGAGAUCGAGGGCACGGGGCUGCCACAGGCACAGCUGCUCUGGCGCAAAGUGCCGCUGGACGAGCGCAUCAUCUUCUCGGGGAACCUCUUCCAGUACCAGGAAGACAGCAAGAAGUGGCGGAACCGCUUCAGCCUCGUGCCCCACAACUACGGGCUGGUGCUCUACGACAACAAAGUGGCCUAUGAGCGGCAGGUUCCACCCCGAGCCGUCCUCAACAGUGCGGGCUACAAGAUCCUCACCUCCGUGGACCAGUACCUGGAGCUGGUUGGCAAUUCCUUGCCAGGGACCACGGCGAAGUCCGGCAACACCCCCAUCCUCAAGUGCCCCACGCAGUUCCCGCUCAUCCUGUGGCAUCCGUAUGCGCGGCACUAUUACUUCUGCAUGAUGGCGGAGGCCGAGCAGGACAAGUGGCAGGCCGUGCUGCAGGACUGUGUCCGCCACUGCAACAACGGCAUCCCCGAGGACUCCAAGGUGGAGGGCCCUGCCUUCACAGACGCCAUCCGCAUGUACCGCCAGUCCAAGGAGCUGUACGGCACCUGGGACAUGCUGUGUGGGAAUGAGGUGCAGAUCCUGAGCAACCUGGUGAUGGAGGAGCUGGGCCCGGAGCUGAAGGCCGAGCUCGCCCCGCGGCUGAAGGGAAAACCGCAGGAGCGGCAGCGGCAGUGGCUGCAGAUCUCGGACGCCGUGUACCGCCUGGUGUACGAGCAGGCCAGGGCGCGCUUCGAGGAGGUGCUGUCCAGGCUGCAGAGGGCCCGGCCGGCCAUGGAGGCCGUCGUCCGCACCGACAUGGACCAGAUCAUCACCUCCAAGGAGCACCUGGCCAGCAAGAUCCGGGCCUUCAUCCUCCCCAAGGCCGAGGUGUGUGUGCGCAACCACGUCCAGCCUUACAUCCCGUCCAUCCUGGAGGCCCUGAUGGUGCCCACCAGCCAUGGCUUCGCGGAGGUGCGGGACGUCUUCUUCAAGGAGGUCACCGACAUGAACCUGAACGUGAUCAACGAGGGCGGCAUUGACAAGCUGGGCGAGUACAUGGAGAAGCUGUCCCAGCUGGCGUUCCACCCCUUGAAGAUGCAGAGCUGCUACGGGAAGAUGGAGCCUCUGCGGCUGGACGGGCUGCAGCAGCGCUUCGACGUGUCCAGCACGUCCGUGUUCAAGCAGCGCGCCCAGAUCCACAUGCGGGAG
Molecule: messenger RNA, 1409 nt
Organism: Carlito syrichta (Philippine tarsier)
Lineage: Eukaryota; Metazoa; Chordata; Mammalia; Primates; Tarsiidae
Gene: NIBAN2
Product: family with sequence similarity 129 member B
Exons: 10
Source: RefSeq, a predicted model, not a curated record